This is a messenger RNA of Penicillium vulpinum, 666 nucleotides long. RefSeq lists its product as uncharacterized. NCBI's taxonomy places the organism in Eukaryota, Fungi, Ascomycota, Eurotiomycetes, Eurotiales, Aspergillaceae. The transcript is spliced from 3 exons. The record is from RefSeq and is a predicted model, not a curated record. The coding region runs from base 1 to 666 and encodes 221 amino acids.
AUGCGUAUCCAAUCUCUCGUUCUUUUGGCCGGUGCCACUACCGCCCUCGCUGCUGAGACAGUCACUCUUUUCCUGCCCGGCUUCGAUCAGCAACAAGCUGUGGGGAAGGUCAUUGGCACUAGCGGCUCUAUGACCAAAUACCUCAUUAACUGUCCCGACGAAGUUGAAUCUGACGAAUGUGGUAUCCCCCCUAACGGUGUCACCGUCGCUCAAGGCCCUUCAACCGUCAGCCUGUGGUACGGCAUAUACGAUAUCACUCUCGUCGAGAGCUGUACGUAUGAUUCCAAAACCGCGAAGUGCGGCGCAACCAUGGACGAGCAUGGAACGACCUCUUCUUCAGAGGAGUCUAUCGCUAUCACUGAUAUCCCCGGUGGCGCGUUUAUGCCUGUGACUAUUACCGCAACUGGAACCGACAACGCUUCCGCUACUACUGGUGCCUCCGUCUCGGCUUCCACUGCUGCCUCGACUAGCGGUGCGACUUUGACUACCUCCGCUUCUACUAGCACCGCUACUGGUACCAGCACUGCUGGCGAGUCUUCCGACAGCAGCAGUGCUGCCGCUACCAGUGCGACUGAGACUGGUAACGCUGCUAUGCCUAUGAUCACUGGGAAUGUGCGCUGGGCUGCUGGCGGUGUUGCAGCUGCACUGGCCCUCGCUGCUCUCUGA